AUGAAAUCCUUUGCCCGAAGUCCGGAGUGGGAUGCGGCGGGCAGCUAUCGUGCUUCUCUAGUGCCAAUCCUGCUUUUACUGUUUGUACCAGCGAUAUACAGUCUCGUGACCUACGACAAGAGGCGAAGGUUCUUGCCGCCUGGACCGAAGGGCUACCCAUUCAUAGGCAACCUACCAGCGUUCUCCAAUGCCGACAAGCUGCCUCAAGUCAUAUCGAAAUGGGCCAAGGAACAUGGCCCCAUCGUCUAUUCACGGGUCGGCGUCUCGGACUGGAUCUUUGUCAACAGCCCUGUUAUCGCCAAGGAACUGAUGGAUAAGCGAGGGGCCAAAUACUCUGAUCGACCCUUUAUGCCCAUGGCAUUUGACGUAACCUCGAACCGGAACCGUAUCAUCUUUAUGCCUUAUGGAGAAAAAUGGAGACGCCUCCGAACAAUCAGCCAAGCCGCCCUCAGCAUCACCACGGCUUCGACAUACAAGCCUAUCCAGGAUUUCGAGUCAAUGCAGGUGCUAUACGAAUUGCUGCACGCCAAGGAUGACGAGGCUUUCUACGACAUCAACAGGAGGUAUUCUGCCAGCACCAUCAUGACGGCGACAUAUGGACACCGGGUUGCCGACUGGAGUGACCCUGUUAUCACGAGGAUUUACACAGUUCUAGAGCAUUUCAGCCAAAUGGCCGAGCCGGGUGCGUGGCUUGUAGACUCCUUUCCUUUCCUCGUCAAUCUGCCAUCGUGGAUGGUGCAGGGCUGGCGGAAUAUCGGGCGUCGGUGGUUCGAAUAUGACUCUAAGGUCUACCUGGACCUGUAUCUUGAUCUUGUCAACCAAAUAAAGAAGGGCACUUCACCCGACUGCUUCAUUCGCGAUCUAUACGAGUCUAUUCAACGCAAUCCUGAAAAGAACGGCAUCAGUGAUGAGCUUGCUGCAUACGCAGCCGGGUCACUUGUCGAGGCAGGGAGUGAGUCAACAUCAACGGUCAUCAACGCUUGGAUUAUGGCCUGCCAGCUGUUUCCGGAUGUCGUCUCGACCGCCCAGAAAGAGCUCGACGAUGUCAUUGGCUGCGACAGGAUGCCGACCUUUGAAGACGAAGAGAAUUUGCCAUACAUUCGGGCUAUGGUAAAGGAGACGCUCCGUUGGUGGCCGAUUACAAAGUCAGGCAUGCCUCAUUCCGUGACCGAGGAUGACUGGUAUGAUGGCUACUUCAUACCUAAGGGCAGUGUAGUCGUACUGAAUUGGUGGGCCAUACAUUUCGACGAAAACCGAUGGUUUGAUGCUCACAUCUAUGACCCCAGCCGCUACCUUGACGAUCCACACACGACGGCGGAAUGCGUUAACCUCGCCGACGCCACCAAGCGGGACCAUUAUGCAUACGGCUCUGGGCGCCGGAUUUGCACAGGGAUGCAUCUAGCCCAGAACUCUCUUUUCCUAAAUAUGGCGCGAACUUUGUGGGCUUUCAACAUCAAGCGUGCGGUUGGCGCCGAUGGCAAAGAAAUCGAGCCUGUCGUGGAGUCUCAGCCGGGCUUUAUCAACUCGCCCGUAAAAUUCCGUGCUGUGCUGGAGCCAAGGAAGCCUUUCUUCAGCACCAGUGUCUGA
Molecule: messenger RNA, 1587 nt
Organism: Diaporthe amygdali
Lineage: Eukaryota; Fungi; Ascomycota; Sordariomycetes; Diaporthales; Diaporthaceae
Exons: 4
Coding region: 1-1587 (528 amino acids)
Molecular function (GO): iron ion binding; heme binding; oxidoreductase activity, acting on paired donors, with incorporation or reduction of molecular oxygen
Source: RefSeq, a predicted model, not a curated record